Molecule: messenger RNA, 582 nt
Organism: Stereum hirsutum FP-91666 SS1
Lineage: Eukaryota; Fungi; Basidiomycota; Agaricomycetes; Russulales; Stereaceae
Product: nascent polypeptide-associated complex alpha subunit
Exons: 4
Coding region: 1-582 (193 amino acids)
Biological process (GO): protein targeting to membrane
Cellular component (GO): cytoplasm; nascent polypeptide-associated complex
Source: RefSeq, a predicted model, not a curated record
AUGUCCGCCACUAUCGAGGAAGUUACUUCUGACCACUCCGACCAUGAGGGUCACGACCACGGAGCCGUUGAGGACCCCACAUCCAAUGCCGCUCUUGAGAAGAUCCAGUCUCGCUCAGAGCGAAAAGCCAGGAAGGCUCUCAUCAGCCUCGGCCUGAAGAAGGUCCCAGGCAUCACCCGUGUCACCAUUCGUAGGCCCAAGAACUUCCUGUUCGUGAUCGCGUCGCCAGAUGUCUACAAGUCGCAGAAUAGCGAUUGUUACAUCGUUUUCGGUGAGGCCAAGGCGGAGGACGGCAACCAGCAGGCGGCUGCGAUGAACGCUGCCCAGAGCGUUGCUCAGGGUGGCGGUGGUUCCAUCCCCAACCUUUCAGGCGCAGGCGCUGCUGCCGAUGAUGAUGAUGAUGAUGAUAUCCCCGAUCUCGAGGCACCAGAAGAGGAGGGCCCCGUUGACGAGACUGGUGUCGAGGCGAAGGACAUCGAGCUCGUCAUGCAGCAGGUCAACUGCUCGAGAGCAAAGGCUGUUCGGGUAUUGAAGGAGAGUGGUGGUGAUCUCAUCAAUGCCAUCAUGGCGGCGAGCGAGUGA